GUCAUGGAAUUAAUUAAAAUAUUGCAACAACUGAAAGAUGACAUGUUAAGGGAGCUCAUGCAUAUAAUAACUAACACUUCAGAAAGUUGGACAGAUAUACAAAUGAAUCAUGAGCUAACAUUCAUGUUAUCCAUGUAUUCAUUCUACUUUAGUAUUAUGAGCUGUAGCAAGCCAAGUGAAGAUGUGGAUCUGUCCUCAUUUCAAAGGCUAAAGUUUUCACAGACUCAACCUUUGACCUCACUGCCAGGUAUUAUCAAACUGAUAAACAGAAGGAAGAGUUUUUUUUUUAACGGUUUGAAAACACUUCCCACUAAUUAUUAGGUGUAAAAUGUUAUUGGAGGCAGGUUGACGAUGGCGGUGACUGCUCCGCCCCUAUUCCCUGAUUGUAAUGUUCCUUAUAACGGACAGGCUGAAAACAACAAGUCAGACUUACUUUGAGUCAGGCAUUCAGUGUUUUCAGAAUGCAGGCCCUGGUGUUCAAGAUCACAGUUGUUUUUCUUUUGCUGUCUGUGGUGCCGGACUUCCAGGUCCAGGGACUGCCGCUGCCCACAGAGCUCGAUGGUCUGCUCCAGAGGACCAGACGCUCCCUGCUGUGGCGCUGGAACACACUCAAACCAGUAGGGGGCAGCUGUCGGGCUCACACAGAGUGUGGCACCAACUACUGCAGCAGAAACAACAUCUGUACCUUCUGGUUCAACUCUCCCUGAGCAUUUUGGUUCCACUCUCCAGAACAUUCUGGUUUCAAUCCACCAGAACAUACUGGUUUGACUUUAACAGAAUAUACUAAUUCCACUCAACCAGAACAUUGUGGUUCCACUCUAUCAGAACAUUCCUGUUCCACUCAGAACAUUCCUGAACAACAUCAAUGUUGACCACAAUGAGACACAUAAUAAUUUGAAACCAAUUCAGUGUAAUUCAUAAGCACUAAAAUAUGGAGGAUACAGAUUUAUCUUACAAUGUCUCAUAACCUUGCUUGACUCAGAGACAUUUCAAUUGAUUUUCUGACUCUGCUGACCCCUGAGUAAAUAUAUAACUCAUCAAUCUUAUGAUAAGUUUUAUGAUUUGGCAUUAAGCAAAACAAAGCUGUAAAUAUGAAGUUAUGGAGAGGUUCACAUGCUGGUCAUGACCUCUGAAAACCAUUUCAAUAGUUUUAACAUCAGCAAUGUUAAAAAUCUUUAAAUGUGUUGUAUUGUUUCCUAACAAAGAACAAUUAUGAAGGAAAAUAUUGAAAGCUGAAGGAAAUACAAAUGUUCAUCAUGUUAAGUCUUAUGAGUAUAUUUUUUUUAUUAUAAGCGGUAAUGGAUGUUCAUGUGAUGAAUAUGUGACCGAACCAUGUUCCCUUGUAUAUAAUGUUUAUUAUAUUUCUGUAUUUUUACAAAAUGUAAAUAUUUGAAUAUACAAUUUUCUA
Messenger RNA from Gadus chalcogrammus (walleye pollock), 1408 nucleotides. Its product is annotated as liver-expressed antimicrobial peptide 2. Gene Ontology annotation, biological process: antimicrobial humoral immune response mediated by antimicrobial peptide; defense response to bacterium. The record is from RefSeq and is a predicted model, not a curated record. Bases 462 to 707 code for a protein of 81 amino acids. Lineage: Eukaryota; Metazoa; Chordata; Actinopteri; Gadiformes; Gadidae. The transcript has 3 exons.